Messenger RNA from Cryphonectria parasitica EP155, 1495 nucleotides. RefSeq names its product putative GTP-binding protein. Gene Ontology annotation, molecular function: GTP binding; ATP hydrolysis activity; ATP binding. The transcript has 4 exons. The coding region runs from base 175 to 1359 and encodes 394 amino acids. Gene Ontology annotation, cellular component: cytoplasm. The record is from RefSeq and is a predicted model, not a curated record. Lineage: Eukaryota; Fungi; Ascomycota; Sordariomycetes; Diaporthales; Cryphonectriaceae.
GCCCUUCAAAAGGUCGCGACCACGUCCUCGCUUCUGCAUCCCCCGCUCUACUUCUCUUCUUCUGUCUCUCGCGCCUUUUCUUCACCUGCAGCUAGCUCUGCAUUUCAAUCACAUCGCGUGCUUAGCUGCACGUUUCUCUGCCUCUCCACUCGUCCCUAUUCCAAGAAGAAGAAAAUGCCUCCCAAGAAGCAGGUAGAGCAGGAGAAGAUUCUCCUGGGCCGUCCCGGCAACAGUCUGAAGAGUGGAAUCGUCGGCCUUGCAAACGUCGGAAAAUCCACCCUCUUCCAGGCGAUUACCAAGUGCCACUUGGGCAACCCGGCCAACUUCCCCUACGCCACAAUUGACCCCGAAGAGGCCCGCGUUAUCGUUCCCGACGAGCGGUAUGACUGGUUGUGUGACAAGUUCAAGCCCAAGUCUCGAGUUCCCGCCAACUUGACCGUCUACGAUAUUGCAGGUCUGACCCGCGGUGCCUCUACUGGUGCCGGUCUGGGCAACGCCUUCUUGUCCCACAUUCGUGCUGUCGAUGCCGUCUUCCAGGUCGUGCGCUGCUUCGACGAUGCCGAGAUCAUCCACGUCGAGGGUGAUGUGAACCCCACUCGUGACUUGGAUAUCAUCGCCGAGGAGUUGAGGCUCAAGGAUAUUGAGUUCGUGGAGAAGGCCCUUGAGAACCAGAAGAAGAAGACCCGACAGGGUGGCCAGAGUCUGGAGCAGAAGAAGGCAAGAGAGGAGGAGGCGACGAUAGAACGAAUUCUCCAGUGGCUCAAGGACGGCAAGGACGUCAGGCACGGCAACUGGAGCCCCAAGGAGGUCGAGGUCAUCAACCCCCUUUUCCUGCUUACUGCCAAGCCCGUCGUCUUCCUCGUCAACCUGUCGGAGAAGGACUACAUCCGAAAGAAGAAUAAGCACCUGCCCAAGAUCGCCGAGUGGUGCAAGGAGCACGCACCUGGCGACCCGAUCAUCCCCAUCUCAGUGUGUCUCGAGGAGCGCUUGUCUCAAUUUGAGAAUGAUGACCAGGUGAAGGAGGAGUGCAAGAACAUUGGCGCCGACUCGGCACUACCAAAGGUUAUCGUCCAGAUGCGAAAGGUUCUCAACCUGGGCAGCUUCUUCACAGUCGGCCCUGAUGAGGUGCGGCAAUGGACCAUCCGCAACGGCACAAAAGCCCCUCAAGCAGCUGGUGUCAUCCACGGUGACUUUGAGAAGACCUUCAUCCAGGCCAUCGUUUACAAUUUCACGACCCUGAAGGAGGUUGGUGACGAGGCAGAGGUGAAGGCGAAGGGUAAGAUGAUGACCAAGGGCAAGGACUACGUCGUACAAGACGGGGAUAUCUUGCUUAUCAAAGCUGGUGCUGCCAAGGGCUAGAGUGGCGGCGAGAGCGAUAUAUCUGAAAGAUGAUCCAGUGGUCGUCAAUCUUGACCUGGUCAUAGUAGCCGCAAUAGAAAAAGCGCUGACCUUGUCUGGGCUCUCGAUCCUUCAUGAGCCAUAUUUCGGCUCCAAC